Caenorhabditis sp. 36 PRJEB53466 is the source of this 1260-nucleotide messenger RNA. The record is from the annotation of a GenBank genome assembly. Lineage: Eukaryota; Metazoa; Nematoda; Chromadorea; Rhabditida; Rhabditidae.
AUGGUGAGUUCAUUGUAUCCGUUCUCGGGUUAGGUUCACUCAUUUCAGUUGCAGAUUCCCUUAGUCUUUCUCCUUUUCUUCACUCCAACUGCCCUUCUGGCCCCUGUUCGGACGGAGCUCUGCUGCUGUGGCUGCACGGAGGAACCGUGUCCACUGGUCGGUCCCAGUUGUCCGAAUCCUCGAGCACUCUGCAAUUCUUCUGUGGAAUCAAAUGUGAAAUGCUCGGCUCUUCAGACACUUUUCGAAAUUUCGCAGAAGAAAUUGAUCACAGAGUCCUUUUUGGAUGACAUGAAUGACGACGCGACUACGACUCCAGAAAUUAUUGGACAACAGGUUUCCUUGAAUUUCAUCUCAUUUAGUAAACGUUAUUCUUCAGAAGUCAGUGCAAUUGUUGCCGACGUUGGAUGCGAGGGAAGUGCAAAAUAUGAAGAAUGAGAUCCUUGAGAUAACCUCCAACAGAACUCGAAAAGCUGAGAUCCGUAUGAGUCCUCGGAUAUCUUCAGAUUCGGAACACAUGAAUGGUCUUCACAGAAUAUCGCAUAUGAUGUCAGAAAUGGAAGGAAUGCUGCAAUUGAUGAGAGACGAACUGUCGAAUCAGAUCGAGAACACAUCGCCCGUGAGAUUAUUGGAAGAGGCUGCCACACGAAUAGAGGUAACAUAACAAAACAAAAAAGGUCCUGGCCGGGUUCAAACCGGCGACCCUCUGCGUGUGAAGCAGACACAGGCAAACCGGUCAAAUGAGGGUCUCAUGUGGGCCUCAUGCCGAAAGAUGUACCAAACUCAUCCUCGCCGACCCGCCGGUGGGCCUGUGGACGUGAUAACGACUACGUAUUGGUGGUGUACACCACAGGAACGGGCGGCUGAAUUCUCUUGCUUGGCGGCAGACAAACUCUCUUUGUUUGCAGGUCGAUUCGUCUUUGCUCGCGGCGCCACUGACGAGAGCGACGCGAGUGAGGAGGGCGGAGACGGACAAUUGCAACGACGAAAAACUGAGGAAAGUGAUCAAAGAUGUGAGUGGAAAUGUGGGAUUUAACACAUUGAGUCAAGUUGCAGAACAUAAAAAAAGACGCGAAGAGCUCGAAAAGAGAGAUCCAGAAGGCGGCGAACAAAGAGUUCGGAGGCCACUUCAAUGUGAUCUGCUCGCCGUGCGAGUUUUCGUUCGUCGUCGCCUCGCAGAAGUAUUGCGACGGAUUCAAGGAUGACGUCGCGUGCUUUGCCUUCCUCCAGCCACCAACAAAGUUGAAAUUGGACGAGGAAUAA